This is a messenger RNA of Salpingoeca rosetta, 5274 nucleotides long. RefSeq lists its product as uncharacterized. The record is from RefSeq and is a predicted model, not a curated record. The transcript has 10 exons. Bases 1 to 5274 code for a protein of 1757 amino acids. NCBI's taxonomy places the organism in Eukaryota, Choanoflagellata, Craspedida, Salpingoecidae.
AUGUCUGGGUACCGUGAGUUUGGGCAGCACGUCCUGCCAGACGGGCGUGUGUAUUCGGGUGAAUGCAUUGAUGGCAAGCCCACGGGCAUCGGCGUGCUGCGACGCGAGCAGAAGCUGGAUGCCACCGUGCCCCACUGUCCUGAGACGGUUGAUGAGGCUGCCUGCAUCGACGCCACCACCAUGCCCUACGGCGAGUACCGCGGGCAGGUCGUGGACGGCGAGGCGCACGGCUGGGGCGUCUUCAUCUUCCCCGACGGCUCCUGCCAGCGGCUCCUCUCGGGUUACUUUCGGCAGGGGCACCACUGCAUGCAGCGGAGCUUCACCCGAGGGCCUCGCAGCACGGACAGCAUCCAGGAUCGGCAGCACGACGACGACGCGUGUGCCAUGGAUGUAAGCAAGCACGGCGGUGAUGGCGAUGAUGGUGGCGGCCAUGGCGAACACGAUGAGGAGCCAGACGAGAUUGUGUGGGACUUCCAGCGCGCCGCCAUCGCCCACAUGUUUGAGAUGCAGCGGCUUCGCAGCAUGCCGCGCCUCGAGACACAGCCUGCCGAUCUCUCCGAGCGCGAGCUGGCGGGCCUCUUCGCCGUGGACUCGAGCGAGCUCGUGGAGAACCUCUCCUAUAUUGCGCAGUGCCUCGACAUCGCCCGCGUCCCGAUUCAGUCGCUGUCGGCAGCGCUGGAUGCCAGCCGCCAGGCCGGCGUCGUCAACACCACGCUCAACCUCACCCACGGCACGCUGCUGCACCCAGAGUUCAACUACGCCUACACGGUGCUGAUGCGGGAGACGCUCUCUGUCACUGGCACCGAGGAGCGCACCGACCGCCACUUUGUGCUCUUCAACUCGCCAUCGCUCAGCCAGGCCCGCACGGAGGAAGACCUUCGCUUCCUCGUCGACGACAUCACGAGCGAGCUCUCCCCGCAGCACGUCGCCUCGUUGCUCAUGACGGGCUCCGAGGUGUGGAUUGCAGGCCACUCCGUUGGCGGCACCAUCGCAUACGUCUUUGCCAUGGAGGUUGUCUGGCGGCUGCUCUCGUGCCCGCAGUCUGCCGCGUGCCUUGCGCGCCUGCACGUGUACACGCUUGGCCAAGCGCUGCUACCUGCGCUGAGCCCAGAUCUGGACACCAUGGUGCGCACAAACCCGCCGCCGCGCACCAUCAACAUUGCGCAGCUGACCAGCCCCACCAAGAGCCGUGCAGACACCAUCAACAGAACCAUCGCCACACAGAAUGCAGGCACGACGCGUGGCGCACGCGGUGCGAGCACACGCACAGACACUCCGUCAGGCAAGCAGACGCCCACACCAGUGCCCAACUCACAGCAGCAUGCAAAGGUGGAGAAGGGAGAGGCGGAGAAGGGAGAAGAGAGUGAGCAGCCACAGCAGCCACAGCAAGAACAACUGGGACACCAGGACGAGGAAAAGCCGCGAAAGGAAGCAAGCGCAUCUGAGUCUGCUGAUGAGACGACAGCUCAUGUGGGUGGGCCGCCACAUGUUACAGCAACCGCACCCACACACGAGAAGGAUGCGGAUGCUGGUGAUGGCGACAGCGAGGAGGUGAAUCAAGCACCUUCAGCAACAGAAGCAGGACACACAGAUGCGCACAGCGCAGAUGGCACUGGCACUGUGACCGAUUCACAGCAGCAGCAGCAGCAGGGGGAACAGAACCAAGAACAAGAGGCGGGCCAAGGCGACACACACGAUGCAACCAAGAGUGUGGAAGGCGCAUGCGAGGAUGAAACGACAGACGCAGAGCCCGCCGUCGGCACUCACAGCGAUGGUGAUACUGAUGACGGUGACGCUGGUGUUAGUGUUGGUGAUCGUGGUGAUCAUGAUGGCAGCAGCAAGGAUGUGCACAGUGAAGAGCAGGCAACUUUGAGCGAGAGUGACAAGAACACCAGUGACACGGCAGAGAGCACAGCAUCAACAGCAACAGCAGCUGUGGAGCGAAAGCUAACAGGUUCAUCUGUGCAGAUCACCAUCUCCCACGAUGACACCACCACGUGUUCUGACCCCUUUCAAGAUGGCGGCAACGACGACGACGACGACGACGAUGGCGAUGCUGACACAACCACCCCAACAACAGCAACAACAGCAACAACAGCAACAGCAGCAACAGCAGCAACAGCUGCAACAGCUACAGCAAGAAUACCACACGACAUGGGCUCGCUCCCGCCCGAGGAACUUGACAGUGAAUGCGCGAAGACCACAACAGACACACGGGAUGGGCAGAGCAAUGAAACUGACAGCGGGCAGUUGACAGUGAGCGAUACCAAUAUCACCCACGAUGAUGAGCGCGGCGACGCGGGUGAUGCUGCUGCCCCUGCACAUGAUGACCACGACGAUGAUAAUGAUGCUGGUGAUGAUGUUGGUGAUGAUGAUGAUGAUGGUGAUGAUGGUGAUGGUGAUGAUGGUGAUGAGGAGGGGGAGGAGGAGGAGGAAGAUGAAGACUUGGCGGCAUCGCAGGAGAGCACUACCGCCGAGCCGGCGGCUGUGGCGAUGGUCCGAGAGAGCAUCAGCACGUUGGAGCAUCUCGGUGUUCACGAUGCGCGUCGCCUCAGCCGCAGCCUCACCAUGUCCGGCAACCCCCGCUCCCGCCUCUACUCCCAGCAGAACACCAAGCAUCACCUACAGCAACACGAGGGCGCACACGACGUGUCCCACCGCCACUCCAUUGUGGGCGACGCCGUGCUGUCUGCUGCGCUUGCAGCCUCGGCAGCGCGCCGUGCCAGCAUCUUUGGCGGUGUUGUUGACCCCCGCACGGCCAGCGUCCUCUCCCGCGACCCAGCGGAGCCGGGCCCAGAGGGGCUGGUCUCGGAGCGCGAGGAAACAGCCCGCACGCGUCUGCUCACGGCGUGGUGUGCGCGGCGUGCGUUUCUCAUCUUCUCCCGCGGAGACGUGUUUCCGUACGUGUAUGGGCUGCAGGCGCAAGCGGACCUGUUUUCCCGCCUGCACGAGGCUGUGACGCACCACAGCACUUUUGUUGAGCAGAACGACGCGAGCGCGAACAUCGGUGUUGGCGGCGGCAGCGGCGACGCUGGGGAGCGCAGCAGCACGAAGCACAAGCCGUUCAAGUACAAGAUGACGGUGAGCGAGGAGCAGCACGCGGCGCUGCAGAUGUUCGCGCGGCAGCUCAUGCAGCGGCACGCCACGUUCUUUGGGCUGGGCACGGAUCUCGGCGCUGCGGAGGACUACGGAUACGAGGCGCCCUGGCUCACGCUGCUGCCCACACUCAACUUCAAGAAGGGUGCAGCCACGGUGCUGCUUGGCAAGGGGCGUGGCCAGACGCCGCACGUGAUGCACAUGUGGCGGACGUACUUUGAGCACGUGCGUGGCGCCGCGAGGAAGCUGGGCGUUGGCGCGUCGUUUGCGCCGCAUGCACACGUGGCGAGCAACGAGCUCAUCAACGAGCCCCCCGGCUCGAUGCGUGUCACCUCGCGCGUGGCCAUGCUGCAGGAUGGCUUGCUGCGGGUGUUUCUCGUCGGCACCAACCUCAACCUCACGUCCGAUAUCGAAGUCAACUUUGCGCUUGUGCUUGACAACGAGCGCUGCACAUUCACGCGCACUCUGCUGAUUGUUGAGCCGCCCACACGCAACUUUGGCGCCAACGGCCGCUCCUACCUUGAACUGUCACUGGAGGUUCCCGACGAUGCACGGCUGGACCUCCACCCGGACUUUGUUGUGCGCACGGACGGCCACAAGGCCCUGCCCUCAAGCCGCUACUUCUUGCGCUGUCGGCUGCGGUCUGCGUUUGGGGAGGCGACGGUUACGUUCAACCAGCGCAUGCUUCUCACGGGGACGUGGGUUGCCCACCGCGACGCCGUGUGGACGGAGACGUUCAGCGUGCAGUCGCCAGAUCUGCUGGUGCGUGGCGCUGUGCUGAGCGCACUCCUCGCGCACCAGGUGAAGCAGCGGGCGCAGCUGCGUGAGCGCGAGUUGGAGGAGGACCACACGAAGCAGCGCAUUACACAGGAGGACACCACGCUCAACGUGGAGCGCUGCGUCGCGCUGGAUGCGUUGAAGAAGCGUGUGGAUCUGGCCACACUUGUGCAGACGUUCCAGCACGCACAGUCACACAGCGGGAACGGGCUUGUGUUGGUUGAGAUGCAGGAGCAGUACAAGGAUGCGGUGAUGGCGACAUUCCCUGUGAAGAUCACGGGCGCGACAGACGAGGAGAAGGAGAGCCAGCGUCGGCGCCUGCAGCAACAGCAACUCUCCAUGGCCGAACACGACAGGUGCAUUUACUUCCACCACCUGCUGCUGCCUGACCAGUGGCUGGGCACGCUGCACGGUAUCCUGGACACCAGCACGGGCAACGUCGUGUUUCCUUCGCAGGAUGUCCCACGCGACUCGCUCGACCCACCGCCACUGCCAGUAAUGCCUCCGCUCCGCACCGCCGCUGUUGCCGACGGCGCCGCGCCAGAUGAACGCGUUCCGCUGAUGGUGUUUCCUCUCCUCGUUGGUCCCCUCGUUGGUCUGCUUGUUGAUGCCGGUUUUACUCGCAACACAUUUGACCCAUCCAACGUCUAUUUCUUCCAUUUCCUGUGGAAGUGCGAGCCGGUGAUCCAAUGCAUGAUCAACUACUGGAACGGCAAGUGUGAGCUCCCCGUUGCGCGGAAGAAAGGCCGCCGCCGCCGCCUGAUGCGGAAAGCGGGCACAGCCGCAUACUUCAGUGUCAAGAGCAUAUUUGCAAAGAUCCAGGAGCGCGACCACCCUGCGCUGCCUGAGGACCAGCCGGUCUCCAUCGCCGCGCAGACGAAACUCGACGCCGUCAAGCGAUCUGCCGCAUACCAAAUCCAGGAAGUUGUAGGGGAGAAAGGACGGCUGGAUUUCAUCUGCGAGCUGCUGUAUGGGCGCAGCGAUGCCAUGCCGCUCUGUGACCUCGAGCGCACUCUCCUCCGCCUCUUCCCAGACAACCAGAUCCCAGGGCCAGGAUGCUUCAACUACAUUGCGAGUUUGCUGACACCACCAGACCGUGCAUCAACAUCAACCAGCGAUGCUGACGAGCGGGACCCGCGGCUGCAGCACGCAGCGGAGCAGCUGCGCCGCAUUGGCGCCGGACACACGCGCGACAACUACACGUUCCGCACCAUUGUCGACUGGAUUGCGACAGUGACGUCCAUCAAGCGGCCACUGGCGCGUCUGCGCGUGCAGGCGCCCGUGAUUGCUGUUGUUGGCCCUCAAGGCGUUGGCAAGACGCAGAUUGUGCAGACGCUUGGCUUUGAUGUGAAGCCCGCGUUUGGCGGCGACGCCAACACCAAGGUGCUGCAGCUGGCAUGA